This is a messenger RNA of Hevea brasiliensis (rubber tree), 1761 nucleotides long. RefSeq names its product transcription elongation factor TFIIS. NCBI's taxonomy places the organism in Eukaryota, Viridiplantae, Streptophyta, Magnoliopsida, Malpighiales, Euphorbiaceae. The coding region runs from base 232 to 1260 and encodes 342 amino acids. Gene Ontology annotation, biological process: transcription elongation by RNA polymerase II; DNA-templated transcription. The record is from RefSeq and is a predicted model, not a curated record. Gene Ontology annotation, cellular component: nucleus. Gene Ontology annotation, molecular function: nucleic acid binding; zinc ion binding. The transcript is spliced from 3 exons.
CCGUUGUUAUUCUGGAAAUAAUUAUAGAAAGUGAGCAGGGCAACACAAAACAUCUGCCUACGAGCUAUGACGGAGGCUCGAGUCGAAGCCUAAAAGCUCCAGUGGAGAGAAACAUAGCGACUGCGUCUUUAUACUUCCUGGGUUGAGUCAACAUAUCGAAAUCUCACACCAAAUCCUCCUGUUACUUGCAAUUUCUUCAUCCUACUCAAAGAUCUAUGGAUCUGAGAAUCGAUGGAGAGAGAGCUGGUGGAGUUGUUUGAGGCCACGAAGAAAGCCGCUGAUGCCGCUGCCAGUGACGGAGUUUCCCCCAUUGGACCGGAGGUGGUGAGGUGCGUCGAUGCGCUCAAACAGCUCAAGAAGUUUCCGAUUACUUAUGAUAUUUUGGUAUCUACUCAGGUUGGGAAACGACUUCGACCUCUCACAAAGCAUCCUAGGGAGAAGGUCCAAACUUUGGUGUCUGACUUGCUCGAGAUUUGGAAAAAGAUAGUCAUUGAUGAGACCAGCAAAAAGAAAAAUGGCGCUGUUGAUAAUAAAAGUUCAGGGAAAGCUGAGAUUUCAAAGGUAGAGACUGUUAAAGUUGAGAAGGUUCAAAAAGCAGGCACAGUAAAGGUUGACAAGAUUGAUCGGGAAGAAAUUAUCAAAGUUGAAAAGGUUUCCAACGAGGAUAAACAUGCUUCUAAUGUGAAGAGACCAUCAGAAGCCCCUAUUGCUCCAUCAAAGCUGACUACAUUGGUGAAAUGUAAUGAUGCUUUGCGUGACAAAGUUCGUGAACUUCUUGUGGAGGCCUUAUCCAAAGUUACCAGUGAGGUUGAUGAGGAUGCCAGGGAUGAAGUAAGUGCGUGUGACCCAAUCCGAAUUGCUGUAUCUGUUGAAUCAGCUAUGUUUGAAAAGAUGGGUCGGUCAAAUGGAGCUCAAAAGGUCAAGUACAGAUCCAUUAUGUUCAAUAUGAAGGACCCAAAUAACCCGGAUUUGAGGAAAAAGGUUCUCCUUGGAGAGGUCAAACCAGAGAGGCUUAUCUCAAUGACCUCUGAAGAAAUGGCAAGCGCACAGAGACAACAUGAAAAUAACCAAAUUAAAGAGAAAGCAUUAUUUGAUUGUGAGCGUGGUGGUCCACCAAAAGCUACAACUGAUCAGUUUAAGUGUGGUCGUUGUGGUCAGCGCAAGACCACUUACUAUCAGAUGCAGACUAGGAGUGCAGAUGAACCCAUGACCACAUAUGUAACAUGUGUAAACUGCAACAACCAUUGGAAAUUCUGCUAGGGUACAUAGGUAGGAUUGCCAUUCGGUGAAACAAUUUGGAGCUGGUUAGCUGAUAAGCUCCUCUUUACUCAUCUUCAUUUGAGUUUUUGAUCAGAUGUCUACAUAAAAAAUCUUCUUUCAUAUCCAUUUACUGUAGGAAUAUUUGUUUUAAGAUCUAUCAAGGCUUCAGGUGAUUUCUUCUAAUGUAGGAUUAUUCCAGCUCUUAACAAGGGAACCUUCUGCUGAGCGCCUCAUACUGUGUUACUUUUUAUCUUUGUUAGCGUCUUUUACACUUAUUCCCUUUCAUUUUAUCAUGAUGAUUUGUACAAGUUACGAUGAAUGCAUUUUGUGAAUACUUUGGGCGCAAGCGUUCCAGCUUAACGGCCAAUGUUGUUCCAAGCAGAGUUGGGACAGGGGAGGCUACAGGCAACUUCGGUUUAUUGAAAUGCUAAUGUGAUUAGAGGAGAUGACAAUUUAUACGUUGUAUUUUAUAUAGAUGGUUUGCAUUUUUGUUUCUUGAAA